AUGAAGCUCUCUCUGGCCCUCGCCUCGCUGGCCGCGCUCGUUAGCGCCCAGAACAGCACGAACAGCAGCUUGCCCAUCUACAAGGAUCCCAAGGCCCCAAUUAACACCAGAGUCUCUGAUCUCCUCAAGCGCAUGACAAUCGAGGAGAAGACUGCCCAAUUGCUUCAGGCUGACAUCCGUGACUACCUCAACCUGACCGAUGGCCGCUUCAACGAGACGGGCCUGGUUUGGGCUGCCGAGCACAGAGCCAACUCCAUCUGGACCGGUCUGUACUCGACCGUAGACAAGAUCUCGUACGGCGCAAAGGUCGCUCAGGACUACUUCGUACACAACACCUCUCUGGGUAUUCCGGCCUUCAUCCAGAGCGAGGGUAUCCACGGGUUCCUCGCCCUCAAUGCCACCAUCUUCAACUCUCCAAUUGCCCACGGAUGCUCGUGGAACCCCGAGUUGAUUGAGAAGAUGGCCAAAGUCAUUGCCGUUGAGUCCAAGGCUCUCGGUGUCAACCAGAUCUUCGCCCCCGUUGUCGACUUGGCCCGCGAGCUGAGAUUCGGCCGUGUCGAGGAGACCUACGGCGAGGACCCCUUCCUCGUCGGCGAGUACGGCUACCGCUACACCAAGGGUCUUCAAGAGAACGGCGUCUGCGCCAUGGUGAAGCACUUUGCUGCCUUUGCCACUCCGGAGCAGGGAGUCAACACGGCUCCCGUUCACGGCGGUCCCAGAGAGCUCCGCACGACCUACUUGCCCUCUUUCAAGCGCGCCAUCCUCGAGGCCGAUGCCUGGGCAAUCAUGUCUUCCUACAACUCCUACGACGGUGUCCCUACCAUUGCCGACCACCACCUUCUGACCGAGAUCCUCCGUGAGGAAUGGGGCUAUGAGUACUACGUCAUUUCUGACGCCGGCGGUACUGCGCGUCUGGGCAACGCCUUUAAUGUCUGCGGAGAGACCGAUGAUACCUGCAUCACCAUGAAUGCCCUCCCGGCUGGUAACGACGUCGAGAUGGGUGGCGGCCGCUACAGCUUCCAGUACAUCCCCGAGCUCGUCGCCAACGGCACUCUGCCCGAGGACAUUGUCGACACCGCCGUCUCCCGUGUCCUCAAGGCCAAGUUCAAGGCCGGUCUGUUCGAGCACCCCUACACCGGCGUGCCUGACGACGAGGUCUUUGACUACCUCAACACCGAGGAGCACAGGAAGAUUGCCCGCGACCUUGACGCCGAGAGUAUUGUCCUCCUCGAGAACCACAACGAGACCCUGCCCCUGAAGAAGAGCGCCAACAUCGCCGUCCUCGGACCCAUGGCUGGCGGCGAUGAGAACGACCCGUACCGCGUCAACUACGGCGACUACGUCAUCCACACCGCCAUGCAACGUGGUGUUACUCCCUUCGACGGCAUCAAGGCUGCCAGCGAAGGCACUGUCACCUACGUCAAGGGUGUUGACCGCGCGUCCACCGACGAGUCUGGAAUCGAGGAGGCCGUUGCCGCCGCCAAUGCCGCCGACGUUGCCGUUGUCAUUGUGGGCACGUGGUCUCGAGACCAGGACGAGCUCUGGGCCGGCCUCAACGCAACCACUGGUGAGCACAUUGACGUCCACGACUUCAAGCUCGUCGGCGCCAUGGGUAAGCUCGUCAAGGCCGUCAUCGACACCGGCAAGCCCACCGUCGUCAUCUUCAGCUCCGGAAAACCCAUCACCGAGCCCUGGAUCUCCGACGAGGCCGGCGCCCUCAUCCAGAUGUUCUACCAGGGUGAGGAGGGCGGUCACGCUCUUGCUGACAUCCUCUACGGCGACGUCAACCCCUCCGGCAAGCUCUCCGUUGCGGUUCCCUACGACGUCGGCACCACUCCCGUCUACUACGACUACCUCAACUCUGCCCGCUCCUGGCCCAACCCGGGCAAGGUGUACGACAACGGCACCUUGGUCUUUGGCAGCAACUACGUCCUCAACACCCCUCUUCCAUUGUACGAGUUCGGCUACGGCUUGUCCUACAGCACCUUCGACUACUCCAACGUCUCCGUCUCCUCCUCGACCGUAUCCCCGACCGACACCGUCACGGUCAGCGUCGACGUGCACAACAACUCGACCCGCGACGGCACCGAGGUCGUCCAGGUCUACGUCAAGGACGUCGUCAGCACCGUCGUCGUCCCCAACAAGGAGCUCCGCGGCUUCUCCAAGGUCCUCAUCAAGGCCGGCGAGACCAAGGCCGUCAACGUCGACCUGUCCGUCUCCAACUGGGGCCUCUGGAACAUCAAGAUGCAGUAUGUCGUCGAGCCCGGCGACUUCAAGAUCCUCGUCGGAUCCUCGUCCGACGACAUCCGCGGGAACACGACCGUUACUGUUCAGUAA
Messenger RNA from Colletotrichum karsti, 2337 nucleotides. Its product is annotated as glycosyl hydrolase family 3. The record is from RefSeq and is a predicted model, not a curated record. The coding region runs from base 1 to 2337 and encodes 778 amino acids. Gene Ontology annotation, biological process: glucan catabolic process. The transcript has 7 exons. Lineage: Eukaryota; Fungi; Ascomycota; Sordariomycetes; Glomerellales; Glomerellaceae. Gene Ontology annotation, molecular function: beta-glucosidase activity.